Molecule: messenger RNA, 793 nt
Organism: Rubroshorea leprosula
Lineage: Eukaryota; Viridiplantae; Streptophyta; Magnoliopsida; Malvales; Dipterocarpaceae
Source: the annotation of a GenBank genome assembly
AAAUAAUUUGAGCACAUGAUUUUGGAGCAUCACAUCAUCAUUUUCUCCAAGCAUCACACCAUUCACUUUUUCUUCAAGCUUCAUGGCAUUUGCUUUCUUUUCAAAUGAUAUUUCCCAUGAAUGCCAAUUUAGUGUUUGUAAUAGUGAAUCACCAGCUGCUCCUUUGAAAUUUGCAUACUUGAAGAAAAUUCAUGUUUUAGGAUACAAUUUCACACACAUUACCACUUGUCAACAUAUUUAUAUUCUUGCAUCCUUUAUCACUCAUUUCUCAUCCAUGUUUAUUUCUUUUCUUGCAUUCCCAAAAAUGCAUGCUUUAGGAUACAACUUCACACACAUUAUCACUUUAGAGCAUAUUCAUGUUCCUUCAUCCUUUAUCCAUUGUUUGGCAUCCAUAAGGACAAGAACCAAUAGCAGCCUUGAAGAUCAAAAGUUCAAGCACAUCGCACUUUAUAUGGCUCUAGCAAUCAAGGGAUUCAUCAAGGAAAGGGAUGCAACUACUCAUUGAACAAUUGUACUUUUGAAAGAUCUAGGAAUCAGAUUUUGCUAGGAACUUGAAUGCUACCAUGUUGAUGUACUUAGUGUGAUGAACUAGGCUUUUACUUUGUAAUGAAUGACCACCUUUGUAAUGCAUGUUGAAUUGCUUGUAAGUGUCUUUUCUAUAGCCCUUGGAGUCUAUGGAAAUCUCAAGGCAUUCAAAGAUAUUUUGCUUCAUCAGAGGCUCCUUAGGGAUUGGAAAUUGACAAUGUGUGAAUCCAUAUAGCAGUUGUCGAAGCAUUAAAUCAUGCAAAAUUAU